Molecule: messenger RNA, 505 nt
Organism: Hermetia illucens (black soldier fly)
Lineage: Eukaryota; Metazoa; Arthropoda; Insecta; Diptera; Stratiomyidae
Exons: 2
Coding region: 147-389 (80 amino acids)
Source: RefSeq, a predicted model, not a curated record
UGUUGAAUUUCCACAUAUUAAUAUAGUCAUAAACCGUUAGUUUCAAUGAGAAUCCGCAAUGGAAAGAAGUAUAAAAGUUAUGGUAGCAUCAAAUUGAAUAUCAAAGACAUCUCUCCAGUUCUUGAGUUAAGCAGCCAAACAAAACUAUGAAGGUCAUAAUCCUCACUGCCCUAUUGGCUUUGGCGAUAGGUGUUGAAUGUCAAUACUUCUCAUACCCUUGUUGGCCGAACCUUGCACUCGGACCAGAUGGAACAUAUAUAUCACCAACUCAAGGGGCACCCGCAUGGUAUUUGGCAAGAAAUCGUGGUGGUGAACAUUCAGCCCCUUUGCCAGGACAUAGUCUAUCCGCACUUUCUUUGAAUGUAGCCCCAGCGCCGGGGACUGCAUGACCGGUACAGACGCAUCAGCGACGCUUUUUAAAUAGAGGAUCCAGUAUAAUAUAAUUUUGUGUUCAAAUUGUACAUAUUUGAAAUUUCCGGGUAAAUGCAAAUAAGGUAAUGUGCAA